This is a messenger RNA of Cynoglossus semilaevis (tongue sole), 911 nucleotides long. RefSeq names its product alpha-aspartyl dipeptidase. The transcript has 8 exons. Lineage: Eukaryota; Metazoa; Chordata; Actinopteri; Pleuronectiformes; Cynoglossidae. Gene Ontology annotation, molecular function: serine-type peptidase activity. The coding region runs from base 111 to 830 and encodes 239 amino acids. The record is from RefSeq and is a predicted model, not a curated record. Gene Ontology annotation, biological process: proteolysis.
UGGUUUCGUAUUUCAACCGUAGCAGAGUGCAGACUCGAACUUUUCAGUCUCUGCCGCUGCUUCUACUACCGGCUUAGUCUCAGUUCGUCUGAACGAAGAAAAAAAAAAAUAUGCGGAGGCUCCUGCUGGUUUCUAAUUCUACUCUGUACGGCAGCGGAUACUUGGACCACUGUGAGGAGAAUAUUCGCUCCUUUUUCUCCCGUGAUGUGAAACGAGUGCUGUUUGUGCCGUACGCGCUACACGACAGAGAUGAAUAUGCUAAAAUCGCCAGGAACAAGUUUCAAUCCCUGGGCUAUGAGGUUGACAGCAUCCACGAAGCAGCCGAUCCUGUGGAGGCCGUCAGGAAAGCUGAAGCUAUUUUCAUCGGUGGAGGAAACACUUUCCGUCUCCUAAAGUGUCUCUAUGACAACAAGCUGGUGACAGAGAUCAGAAAGCGAGUCCUUGAGGAAGGUGUCCCCUACAUGGGUUCCAGUGCUGGUACUAAUGUGGCCACCAUCAGCAUCAAUACUACCAAUGACAUGCCAAUUGUCUUCCCUCCAUCCUUCUCUGCCAUUGGCCUCGUUCCAUUCAACAUCAACCCUCAUUAUCUGGACACUGAUCCUAACAGUCGACACAUGGGGGAGACCAGAGAACAGAGAAUUACACAGUUCCACGAAGAACCGGGGACACCCUGUGUGCUGGGUCUGCGAGAAGGUUGCAUGUUGCUGGUGGAAGGAGACAAGGCCACACUGCUAGGAACAACCAAGGCCAGACUCUUCAUGAGAGGUCAACCAUCUGUUGAAUACUCCCCAGGAAGUGACCUCAGCUUUCUGCUGACUGCCGCACAGUGACCUCAGGCGCAUGAUGAUGACAUCAUAGUCAGUGUCAGAGUCUGAGCCAUUUACUGGAAGUGAAUAAAGUUUUGAAGCCGU